Messenger RNA from Cladophialophora yegresii CBS 114405, 1239 nucleotides. Its product is annotated as formate dehydrogenase. The record is from RefSeq and is a predicted model, not a curated record. The coding region runs from base 1 to 1239 and encodes 412 amino acids. The transcript is spliced from 4 exons. Gene Ontology annotation, cellular component: cytosol. Gene Ontology annotation, molecular function: formate dehydrogenase (NAD+) activity; NAD binding; oxidoreductase activity, acting on the CH-OH group of donors, NAD or NADP as acceptor. NCBI's taxonomy places the organism in Eukaryota, Fungi, Ascomycota, Eurotiomycetes, Chaetothyriales, Herpotrichiellaceae.
AUGGUAUUUGCCCGUGUUGCUGCGCGUUCCUUAUCGCGCCCUGCGUCAUCUCUCGUUUCUUCCCCGCAUCUUGCUCGCCGUUCUAUUCCCGCAUUUCAGACCUCAACAAUUGCCAAACGCACACUGACGGCAAGUGCCUCACGUCAGGGCAAAGUCCUCCUCGUCCUCUAUGACGGCCAUGAACAUGCCAAACAACAGCCCGCCCUCCUCGGCACUACCGAGAACGAGCUAGGUAUCAGGAAGUGGCUUGAGGACCAGGGACACACGCUAGUUACCACCUCAGACAAGGAGGGUGAGAACUCGACCUUCGAUAAGGAACUGGUUGAUGCUGAAGUCAUCAUCACCACGCCUUUCCACCCUGGUUACCUCACCGCCGAACGCCUGGCCAAGGCUAAGAAACUGAAGAUUGCCGUCACUGCCGGUAUUGGUUCUGACCACGUUGACUUGAACGCCGCCAACAAGACCAAUGGCGGCAUCACUGUUGCCGAAGUCACUGGCAGCAACGUCGUCUCUGUUGCCGAGCACGUCGUCAUGACCAUCCUGACCCUCGUCCGCAACUUCGUCCCAGCCCAUGAGCAAAUCCAGUCAGGCGACUGGAACGUUGCGGCCGUCGCCAAGAACGAGUACGAUCUUGAGGGCAAGGUCGUCGGCACCGUCGCCGUUGGUCGUAUCGGCGAGCGUGUGCUCCGCCGCCUGAAGCCAUUCGACUGCAAGGAACUCUUGUACUUUGACUAUCAGCCUCUCAGCGCCGAGAAGGAGAAGGAAAUCGGCUGCAGACGUGUUGAAGAUCUCGAGGAGAUGUUGGGUCAGUGUGACGUCGUCACUAUUAACUGCCCUCUCCACGAGAAGACCCGGGGCCUGUUCAACAAGGAGUUGAUCUCCAAGAUGAAGAAGGGUUCAUGGCUGGUCAACACCGCCCGUGGUGCCAUCGUCGUCAAGGAAGAUGUCGCUGAAGCUCUCAAGUCCGGUCACCUCAAUGGCUACGGUGGUGAUGUCUGGUUCCCUCAACCCGCUCCCAAGGACCAUCCCCUCCGAUAUGCCAAGAACCCAUGGGGUGGUGGCAACUGCAUGGUUCCUCACAUGUCUGGUACCUCGAUCGAUGCUCAAAAGCGUUAUGCAGCUGGUACCAAGGCUAUCCUCGAGAGCUACUUCUCCGGUCGCCACGACUACAAACCAGAGGAUCUCAUCGUCCACAAUGGUGACUACGCUACCAAGGCUUACGGCCAGAGGACCAAGUAA